Molecule: messenger RNA, 3087 nt
Organism: Varanus komodoensis (Komodo dragon)
Lineage: Eukaryota; Metazoa; Chordata; Lepidosauria; Squamata; Varanidae
Gene: PPP1R3C
Product: protein phosphatase 1 regulatory subunit 3C
Exons: 2
Coding region: 453-1400 (315 amino acids)
Biological process (GO): regulation of glycogen biosynthetic process
Cellular component (GO): protein phosphatase type 1 complex
Molecular function (GO): protein phosphatase 1 binding; glycogen binding
Source: RefSeq, a predicted model, not a curated record
AAGGGCGAUUUAAUCUAAUAAAUGGGCUUAUUUCAAGGAGGCUGCAGUCUUGGAAGCUAGUUGCUGCCUAUUUGUGCUGGGCGGGACUUCAGUACGAGUAAGCAUGCAUGGGGUUGGGACGAGCGCAUCUUUCUGCCUCUUUUUUGCUCUGUCAUAGGAUGGGAAUUGUGCGGUGGCUGAAACAGCAAUGCAGAUGAGUACAGUAUGUAAUUUAUACGUUAGGCUGCCAGGCAUUGCGUGAGUGAGGCUGACCAAGCAUUUUUGGAAGAUGCUUCAUCUUUUGUCUCGAAUUUCUAUGUUAAAAUAUAUUGAUAUGGAUAUUUAUUUUAUUAAUAACUGUAAAACAGUUUGAAAAAAAUCUAUGUAAGUGUAGUGCCUCUUAUGAGGCCAGGAUCAUAAAACAUGUGGAAGGUUCUGGCUUGCUUAAUGAAGCUUUUGCUCUAAUAUGGAGAAUGAUACAAGUCUUGGAUCCAAGACCCCUCCCCAGUUCUAUCAUGCCUGUCGAUGUAGCCAUGAGAAUAUGCUUAGCCCAUUCACCCCCUGUAAAGAGUUUUCUCAACCCACUUGAUGGAUAUCAAAGAAGAAACUUUGUGGACCGAUUUAAGCCUCUCAGACCAUGCCUCAAUGUGAAACGGGAAACUGAGUCCCAAAGCAAUGAUUGGAAAAUCUCUGCCAGACGGGCCAAGAAGAGAGUUGUAUUUGCAGAUUCCAAAGGCCUUGCUCUGACUGCAAUUCAUGUCUUCUCAGAAUUCCAGGAGAAUCCUGCGUGGGAUCUUCAGUUUGAAUUGUUAGACCUUGAAGACAUAACAGCUGGCCUGAAAUUACAUGAGGAAAAGCACUUGAUUUUGGGUUUCACUCAGCCUUCAGCUGACUACUUAGAUUUCCGAAACCACUUACAGAAGAACUUCGUGUGUCUUGAAAACUGCACUCUCCAAGAAAGGGCUGUGUCAGGAACUGUGAAAGUUAAAAAUGUGAGUUUUGAGAAGAAGGUGAGGAUUCGGAUCACCUAUGAUUCAUGGCAAACCUAUUCUGACAUUGAUUGUAACUACAUGAACAAUGUUUAUGGAGACUCUGACAAUGACACUUUUUCCUUUGCUUUUGACUUGCCUUCGGCCAUUCCUGCUGAACAAAAGAUUGAAUUUUGUGUGUAUUACCAAAGCGGUGAGAAUAUCUUCUGGGAUAAUAAUGAUGGGCAGAACUACAAGAUUGUCCAUGCAGAAUGGAAAUCUGAUGGAGUCCAAGCACCAGCAUCUCCCAGGAAAGACUACGUGACACUCAGACCCUCAAGAAAAACACAUGAAACAGGCUGUGAACAACUUGGGAGCCCUCGGAUAUCCAAUGGCUUUUUCCCUGAAUGGCAAAGUUGGGGCAGGAUUGAAAAUUCCUCUCCGUAUUGGUGAAUGGAAUAAACCACAGAGAUGACUGCUGUCAAUGGCUGUAUAUCACCAGUCUUCAGCUUCUUAAUUUGCAGUAUAAGGAAACCUAGAAGGUUUGCUGACUACAGAAACAAAAGUACUAGCCACAAUUGAGACUUGGGAAAAUUCAGUGACAAUGUCACCUAGUAUUCAAUGGCACAUGUGAGCAAAAUGUGUGACUUUGAUUCUGCUGGUCAUUUGCCUUAACUUGGGUAAUGGGGUCAAGGGAAAGGCUUGUUGGAAGGUAACUGUGGGGUGGCUUUGGGGAAACUAAUUGUAUGAAGGUUGUUGAACAUAAACAAAGUACCUGCUUUAAGUUGGAACAGAGACCAUGAGAGAUACUGAACUGCUAAAAAUGAGACCUGAAUCCAGGCUAGACAAGUCUUGAUUAUAACACAAUUCAUUGUUUAGGUGUCUGGUACAGAAAUACCUUUCAUUAUGAAUAAGGCUGGAAUGAAAGAGACUGAAGAAGCAGAAGUAAGAUAUACUAUAUUACAGAGGGAAAUUAAGUUUUGGGGAGAUCUGGUCUUUACGAAUCCUUGAAGAAUUUAUUUUAGGGUUUUAAAGAGCUGUAAUAUACAACAACUAUUUCCCCACAAAAUUAGGGUUGCUACCAUUGUAUCCCAAGAGAGAGAUUUUGCCUUGGAGUAAUUUGGCAGACAAAAUGUAUCUUUCCUCAUCAGUGUAUUGUGGGGAGCAGGGGUUACCUGUUCUACUUCUGCCUGCCAGGACUGGGUAUGUAUGGAGGAGGUGAGAGGAAGUGUUUAAGAAAUAAGGAGCUGGAAACUGAUAUAUACACAUACAUAUACGCACAUGAAUAUAGGCACCCUGCAUAGUUGUAAACUGGUUUCUGUAACAUGACUUCCAACUUGCUAUUUAAUGGCCUAACUUUGCUUUCCUACACUUGCAAAACCUCACUUCACAGUAGAUCUCCAUCAUAUAUACACAAAACCUAUGCCUGAAACAAAAUCCAAUAGGGUGUUCCAAGUUUAGACUGUUUCAUUUUUUAAAGAGUUUUGUGAAAUGCCUUAAUAUGUAGAUAUUGGCUGCUGCGUCUGCUGAACUUGCCUUGUAAAAGUAGACCCAUUUUCCUAUUAUCUUGCUCGUUGUUGCAGAGUUUAGUAACAUUUCUUCUCUAAAAAUAGCUCUUCACAACAGUAAAAUAAACCUAAGCCGUUUAAAGUCCUUCAUAUUGAAGGGGUGAUAUGUAACUGCACUUCUCAAGCUAGUCAGUUUCAAGUAACAGAGUGUGCAUCUUACACAUACAUAGAAAUAGUUUUCUACUCACUUUCUCAUACCUCAUUUGUCUUCUGUAGUUCUUAUGGAUGUAGAAAGCUUUGUAUGCCUGUGUGUGUGUGUUUUGUUUUAAUUGUAGUGUUCCCCCAAUAUAUCACAUUCUGUAAAUAAUAGUGUGGGAAUGUAGCAUUGGCACAGGCUGUAUAAAGCACAGUCGAUCAGGAUGAAAGUGCACACAUACUUCUGUGUUCGUGUAUCAGUGUUUGUAGUGGUAAUGUCCAUGGAACCGGCUAAUCAAAACAUUGUCACACCAAUAACGAUACAAAAUUUGCUUUGCUAAAAACAAAGGUGGGGAGCUUCUUCCACCUUUACUGCAUUGUACUACUGUGUAAACAGUUCACUUUAAAAAUAAAUUUUGUUUUGCUAACCAUGGCAA